This is a messenger RNA of Batrachochytrium dendrobatidis JAM81, 2870 nucleotides long. RefSeq lists its product as uncharacterized. Gene Ontology annotation, biological process: endoplasmic reticulum unfolded protein response. The record is from RefSeq and is a predicted model, not a curated record. Gene Ontology annotation, molecular function: ATP binding; ATP-dependent protein folding chaperone. The coding region runs from base 18 to 2801 and encodes 927 amino acids. Lineage: Eukaryota; Fungi; Chytridiomycota; Chytridiomycetes; Rhizophydiales. Gene Ontology annotation, cellular component: endoplasmic reticulum chaperone complex. The transcript is spliced from 8 exons.
ACAACGUGCGAUCCAAUAUGCGUUUUCACCAGCACUCCAGUGGCAAUAUGGCGAAUAAACCAUUGGGUUCUUUUAUGAUGGUCUGCACACUACUGAUGCUUGGACUCAUUGCACUUGUUCCUUCAUUGUCUGUAUCGGCCACUGUCAUUGGUCUUGAUUACGGCACUGACUGGCUCAAAGUUGCCAUGGUUAAGCCCCGCGGUAUUCUGGAAACCGUAUUAAACAGAGAAUCCAAACGCAAGACUGCGACUGUCAUGAACAUACGCAAUGGUGUGAGAACGUAUGGCUCUGAAGCUGUUGCAUUGGGUAUGCGCUUUCCUGAAACCACUUACUCAAAUCUCAAGAGCUUAGUUGGCAAAAACUUCUCCCAUCCUAUAUGUGAAAAGCAUCGCAGUGUUUUCCCAAAUACCAUGAUUGCAGAUACAGAAAGGAAUACUAUUCGCUUCCAACAAACCGAUACGACGUAUUACUCCAACGAGGAGCUUACUGCCAUGAUAUUUGCUCAUGCAAAAUCACAGGCAAAGAUCUAUAGUGGUGUUGCUGUUUCGGGUGCUGUGAUUACUGUUCCUCCUUAUUUUAAUCAUUUCGAGCGUCAAGCCAUUUUGGAUGCCGCCAAUAUUGCUGAUCUCAAGGUAUUCCAACUCAUCAAUGAUGAAACUGCAGUUGCCAUCAACUACGCACUUGGCAAAAAAUUCCCUGAUCCAAAGUACCAUUUGUUUUAUGACAUGGGUGCUGGUAGCACAAUUGCGUCGGUUGUUUAUUUCAAAACUGGUACUGCAACCAGAUUUGGAAAAAAUCGUACUGUUUUGGAAGUAGAAGUCAAGGCUGUGAGUUAUGAUGAUACCCUAGGCGGUAAUAACAUCGAUACUCGACUACAACACUAUCUGGCCACCAUGUUUAAUUCAAAAAACUAUGAAACUUUCAAAGACAUAUCUGUCUAUGACAGUCCUCGCGCUCUUGCUCGUUUACUCAAAGAAGCCAACCGUGUCAAACACAUCCUUAGUGCCAAUCAGGAAUCUAUGACAUUUGUUGACUCGCUGUUCAAUGAUCAAGACUUCAAGGGAAAAGUAAAACGCACCGAGUUGCAGAUGCUUUGUUUUGACAUUUUGGAGCGUGUGCCUCAACCAUUGACUGAUGUACUUGCCAAAGCCCAGCUUUCUUUGGAUGAUAUUGAAUCGGUUGUGCUUGUUGGUGGUGGUGUGCGUGUUCCUGCUAUUCAGGCUGCUAUUGUUAAAGCUGUUGGAGAGGAAAAAAUUGCUCGUAAUCUGGAUGGUGACGAAGCUGCUGUGCACGGCGCCGUGUUUCAUGCUGCUGCAGUGAGUGCCCAAUUUCGUCUUGGAAUUGAGAUGAAGAUCAAGGACAUCAAUUCCAAACCCAUGCAUGUUAUGCAUACAUCCGAGCCUAAAGCAUCAAGCGGGACAUCAAUUGCUAUUGAUACUGAGCUGUUUAACGAAACAUCACUUUUGGGAUCCAAAAAAGUACUUGUAUUCAAACGAGUUACAGACUUUGAUUUAAAAAUAGUUUAUCCUGAAAGCAAAGGAGAGUAUGUUGAAAUUGCGCGUGUCGAGGUCAAGGGUCUCACUGCCGCCAUGAAAAAGUACAAGGAAAAGGCGAUUGAACCUCCAGUGGUAAAAGUCCAGUUUACUUUGAGUGAAUCUGGCACUUUACUUGUGACUGGAGCCCAAGCUGUAUUUGAUCUCAAUGCUGUCAUUAAAGAAAAGCCAUCUCUUAAGGAUAGCGUGCUCAACUUUUUAUCAGGAAACAAGGGAGAUACUGAAAAGCCAGUCGAUGAGCAAUCGAACAGCAAUGAGGCUUCUACAACUAAAACACCUGAACAUGACGGGGAAAAGAAAUCGGACAAGGCGGAAACCAAGACACCCGUUGAAGUGGGUGCCAAUGCAACCAAUGUGACUGCAGAAGCUAAAAAAUCCGUCAUUGAAAAAGUCAAACUGGAAUACGAGAUUAAAUGGCAAACCAUCCUUCCAUUGACCCAAGACCAAAAGAAACACUCCAAAUCUGUUCUUGCUGCCAUGGAUCUUGAAGAUCAAGCUCGUGAAGAACGCGAACUUGCCCGCAACAAUCUCGAGUCUUACCUUUACAAAUGCAAAGAGCUAAGCUGGGAGGAUGACACUGAGCAAUACGCCACUACAGAAGAAUUGACCGCUUUGAAAGAAGCCAUUUCUGUACAAAGCCAAUGGUUGGAUGAUAAUGCUGAAACUGCAAUUACUACAGAACUGACCGAUCGUUAUGCUCAGCUUAAAAAAGUGCGAUCCAAGAUUGUAUUCCGUCAAUCCCAAGCCAAAAAACGACCUGAUGCUAUUGCAGCUUACAAGGCCAAGGCUGAAAAGAGUAGUAAUAUGUAUAAUGUAUACUCUGCUGCCAAGAACACGGACGAUACUCCACUCUAUACAGAAGCAGAACUUGAUGGAUUCAAAAAGAUGAUAGACUCGGAGCAGGAAUGGUUUGAUAAGACGAAUAGCGAACAGGAGAAGCUUGCACUGAAUGUCGAUCCUGUACUCAAAGUCAAGGAUCUUGAAAUGCGCGGACAAACAUUUGACAUCAUGCUGACUAUGAUGAGUCCUGAAAUGCGACUUCGCAAAGCACCCAAGAAAACCAAGACCACAGUAACCAAAAGCACUACUUCCAAUGACGAAGGUGUGGAGGCUACAGAAACCACUGCCAGUGCGGACGAAUCUGACUCGAAUUCAACCGAGAAGCCACAUAUUGCUGUAGAUGAGACCAAUGAAAUAGCUGAGCCUGCUGAACCACUUGAAGAUAGUCCGUCCCGUGAGGAACUUUAAGGCAUUUGGCCUUUGUUAGGUUGCUGUACACGCAGCUUUAUAUCUCAAUAAAAGUGAUUUAUCAAAUGA